Metarhizium album ARSEF 1941 is the source of this 690-nucleotide messenger RNA. Its product is annotated as AIG2 family protein. Lineage: Eukaryota; Fungi; Ascomycota; Sordariomycetes; Hypocreales; Clavicipitaceae. The record is from RefSeq and is a predicted model, not a curated record. Gene Ontology annotation, molecular function: gamma-glutamylcyclotransferase activity. Bases 1 to 690 code for a protein of 229 amino acids. The transcript has a single exon.
AUGGGCGAAGCAGCCGCACCGGCGGCAGCUCACGAGGGGUCGGCUGAGGUUCGACAUGUCAAGUAUUAUUUCGCUUACGGAAGCAACCUUCACAUGAAACAAAUGCAGCGUAGGUGUCCCAAUAGCAGAUACGUCGGCUUCGGGCGGCUACCCAACUUCCGAUGGCAAAUCAACGAGCGUGGGUAUGCCAACGUGGUGCACGCACAGGGGCAGUGGGUGGACGGGCUGGUGUACGAGAUUGAGGAGACGGACGAGGAGAAGCUCGACAUCAGCGAGGGCGUCGCCAAGGGCGCCUACGAGAAGCAGCAUAUGCAGGUCAGGGUCAAGCUGGCCUGCUGUUCGCUGUACCGCCGCUCCGUUCCGUGGAUCGUGGCCCGCGGCGGGCCAUGCCGUGUCCGCAAGAGUGCAAAGCACAGCCAUCGCAGGACCACGACGACGACGACGAUUGACAGGGACACUGACAAUGUCUUGGUGUAUAUGAGCCUGGUGCAUGUGGUGGAUAGUAGCCCCAAGGAAGAGUACAUUGAUCGCAUCAACCGUGGCCUCAAGGACGCUGCGUGUCUGGGCAUGGAGGAUGACUACAUUCGCAACUGCAUUCGCCCCUUUGUCCCAGAAUCAGCCAGCUCGAGCCGGGAAACGCCAACCCCUACGAGAUCGAAUUCGCCACGGGCAAGCGAGGCUGGAGUGUGA